UCUCCUCCGAGCUGGACUGCGGGCGGGAGUCGGAGGAGCAGACGGUCAGGACGGUCCCGGCCAGCAGAGCGGCACUCAGCGCCGUGUAGGUCUGUAGGCUGGGCCAGGGGAACCGCUCCAGGAACAAGAAAGGCAUGAUGGUGAAAGUGCUUAACCGGAAAUCGUAUCGCUAUUUGCUCCGUUAACUGAAAGUUCCGUCGCGUGGUUUAAACUUUACAAUUCAAGCCCCCACCCAACCGGCGGUAAUAUUUUGGUGACGGACCUCAGCGGCUUUAAUCGAACACAUGUGAUCGAUGGCUUCACCCACCCAGGAGACAACCCUGAUCGGUCUGUGUGAUGGAGAGCUCGACCCAAAGAGAUACCAGUCCUCAUAUCUCACCAACAAAGUCGGGGCCCAGCCGGACUGGUUACCGGUCAUCUCCCGGCAGUGUCCUCGCUGUAGGCGCUGCGGAGCCCCGUUAGCUCAUGUGGCGCAGGUGUAUUGCCCCCUGGAUGCCUCCCCCUACCACAGGAACCUCCACCUGUUCGCGUGCCUGGGCGCGGAGUGCAGCGGCGGGUCGGAGGGGUGGAGGGUACUCCGCUCUCAGUGUCUGGAGGCUGAGGCGCAGACACCCGGCCGGCCCGCCCCGGCUCAGGAGGCUACUUUGGCGGCCACGGACUGGUGUGACACCGCUGAUGACUGGGGCAUGGAGGAGGAGGACGGUGAUGGGUGGGGAGGAGGUGUGAAGGAGGAGGAAAAGCAGGUGCAGGAGAAGGCAGCAGCUCCUGAGGUAGAAGCUCCAGGUCCAGGUCCUGGUCUCGGUGAGAUGGACGUCAGCAGCAGGCUUCAGGACCUCAGUUUGGGAGGAUCCCACGAGGACGUUCCCGUCUUCCGCCCGUUCUUCAUCAGCGUGGUGGAGGAGUCAGACCUGUACAAUGAGUACGACGACCUGGAGCACGCUCAGGAGCUGCUGAGGGAGUACGAGAGGAGAGAGGGGGCGGUGGGAGAGCUGGGUGGUGGUGGUGGUGGCGAGGGCGGCGGUGGUGGCGGGGAGGAGAAGUACGAGAAGACCAGAGCCAAACACGGAGACGCCGUCUUCUCCAGGUUCAUGAAGAAGAUCUCGCUGUGUCCGCAGCAGAUCCUGCGCUACCGCCGCAGCGGGACACCGCUCUUCAUCUCCGAGCCUCCGACCAACAUGGCACAGGUGGUGUCGGCGUGCAGCUCCUGCGGCGGAUCCAGGACGUUUGAGCUGCAGCUGAUGCCGGCUCUGGUCAGUCUGCUGCAGAGGAAGGACGGAGGCGGUGAGGUGGAGCUGGAGUUUGGGACGGUCCUGGUUUACACCUGCACAAACAGCUGCUGGACGGCGGGGUCGGGAUCUGCUGUGGAGGAGUUCUGCUUCGUCCAGGCAGAUCCAGACCAGAAGCUCUUUAAAUGAGAGACGGAUCCAUCUGAUCCAGAGAAAACAGAUGUGGAUUCAGGGUGAAAACACCUGCUGAAAGUCUGGUCCAGCGGUUUAACACCUCACCUGUACUGCAGUGACUCCAGUUACUUUAUGUUCUACAAAUUUAAACUCACAUUAGAUCAGUAUUUUAUCAGCUGAGUCGAAUAUUUCAAACUCAAAUCUGAUGAAAUUUCACCUGCGUUUUAUUUCUUGGAGCCUGGAAAAGGCCUUGAAACCUUAGACCCUGAGGUUUGGAACGACUUUCACAGUGAAACAGAACUGAAUAGAUGAAUAAAUAAACUAGACUCUGUUCUCAGCUACAGCUCUGCUCUUUAUCGACGGCAAAUUAAAAAUGAAUUUAAAAACUAAAUAUAACAAACUGAAGUGUUGAUGCUGCAAAUUGUAAAAUUUUGAACAAAACUGAUAAAUUGUCUUUUGUGUUUGUGUUUUUUUGACAUGUUCUUGCUGGUCAGCGAGUUUCAGACUCAUGCAGCAGCAGAUUUACUCUUUAAUAACAGCCUCAGCUCCUCUGGGCUUGUUCCUGCAGCUUAGUAGCAUUAGCUGCUCUGACCUUUGACCUUCCUGUAAUGAACCGUUCUGAAAAUCACACGAGUGCCUUGUCACAGAAUAAACGACUUCCAACCUCA
Lates calcarifer (barramundi perch) is the source of this 2068-nucleotide messenger RNA. It is a transcript of the gene pdcd2l, whose product is annotated as programmed cell death 2-like. NCBI's taxonomy places the organism in Eukaryota, Metazoa, Chordata, Actinopteri, Centropomidae. The record is from RefSeq and is a predicted model, not a curated record. Gene Ontology annotation, cellular component: cytoplasm. The coding region runs from base 294 to 1415 and encodes 373 amino acids. The transcript is spliced from 4 exons.